AGUAUAGUUUGACCGGUCAAGUAAUUUACACCAUCAUUUUUGGCGCCGACCGUGGGGCCGUUAAGGUUUCUUCUCCUCCAAAUACAAACCUACCCACGAAAACACCACUCGAAAUGUCUUCCAGCCAACAGAUCAACGCUACUUCCGCUAAGGUACAGGCCACCAAUGAGGCCGCCAGCAUCCCUGUGGCUGCUACCAUACCGGCCAUUUCAGCCCCGGUGUUGCCUCUGGGCCUGAGUUCUGUCCCGACGGCGAGCGUGAUCAGUCCCUUCGCGACCCCCGUCCUUUCCGCUGGACCAAGGGUCACGUUCCCACCAAGCAUGGCUCAGUUCAUGAAUGACCCAGCCAACCUACAAGCCAUCCAGGGCUUUGGCCAGGUCAUGGCCAUGUGCCAGCAGAACGGGGGGAUGCCUUUCCUCCCUAGUAUGUUCCCAUUCGCCCUUCCAGGCGCAGGGACCAUGCCCCUACAAGCUCCGAUGGCGGUGAUGUCGUUCCAGACGCCGAUGCCGCAACCAUCACCUUUCCAGCCCCAGCUGGUCAGCACCAUGACCCCUGUCAACUUGGCCGGUGCACUUAACGCCGUGGGGCCGUCGCAUCCCCCGCAAGCUACGGAUCCGCAGGUCACUCCUGAUGGUCAUUGCGUCUCGAUUGAGAGCGAUGACGGUGAGUGGGACAUCCCGAGGGCUCACAAGAAGAAGAAGGGAAAAAACAUCCGGCCAGCGACCUCUCGAAACUUCGCCUUCGAAAAGCUGGGGGAUAGGGAGGAAGGCCAGAGGAAGUCAGCCAAGCAUAGGCUGGGGCAGAGUGUUGCCCAUGUCAGCGCAUUCGCCCGGCUAGGCGAGGUGCGGGAGGCCGAGCCUGCCCGCACCCGGCGCUCCCGGUCUAACCGGCAGGAGCCACAGAUGGAGGCAAAGCUGGAAAGGCUGGAAAAGAAGGUCGGAGAGAAGAAUGACCGGGACAAACCCCUGGCAGGGUCCCCGUUCACCACAAGAGUCCAGCUGACACCUUUCCCGCGAAAGGUCAAGAUCGACGCCCCCAGAUUCACCGGGAAGGAAGAUCCGGAAAUCCACCUGAACUCCUUCAACCAGAGUGCGACCAUGAACGGUUGCACCGAUGAAGAAAAGUGCAUACUUUUCUUCCAGACCUUGCAGAACCGAGCCACUGAAUGGUUUAAUAAGCUUCGCCCGGGAAGCAUUGACUCGUUCAAUGAUUUGGCCUCAAAAUUCAAGGCCAAGUUCCAGGAGAAUUGUACUAAGAGGAAGAAAUUCACCUAUCUUAGUUUAGCCGGGCAGAGGGAGUCUGAGAACCUCACUUCGUUCCUUACCCGGUGGAAGGAAGAGGUAGACAAGGUGGAAGAGAUGGAUGGCAAGACCGUCCAAUCCCUCCUCUUGAAUGGCUUGCGUGCUGGGGAACUAUACAAGGAGUUCUGCCGGAGACCCCCAGCCACGUACCAAGAGGCCUACCAUACUGCAUGGGAGUUUGCUGAGGCUGAAACCCAACUCCGGGCAAAUAGAGAAGCUGAGCAUGGUCACAAGCCCAAGCCGGUACAAGUCAAGAAGGAAGAAGUACCGGGACCUAGCCGGCCGAGGCACCACUAUGACCCGGUCAUCCGAGUGGUCAAUACGGAGGAAUGCCAAGAAGUCCGGAAAGCACCGGUCAUUCCUCCAGAAAACCCUACCGGUCAAGUAGGGCGGCAGUGGUCGGGCACCUAUUGUUCGUACCACAGGUCAGAUUCCCAUAACACUUCCGAAUGUAAGAGUAUCAAGGGAGUAAUCCGGCAGAUGAUCGAUAGUGGAGAGCUGGGCAAGGAUUACUUGCAGAAAGCCCAAGAGAAGUGUCAUCAGUGGGUUAGGCCAACUGCCCCAGGGAAUGACCGGGACAACGACAGGCGGAGAAAUAACCGGCCAAGGGAGCGGCAACCUGCUCCCGAAAAAGAGCACAUCAGCAUGAUCUUCGGCGGACCCGAGGGUGGAGAUUCAGCCGCGCAGCGGAAGAACUGGGUCCAGAGCAUUUACGUUGGAGAGGUAAGUACUGAACCGCCCAGGCGUAAACAUACUAGGAGGGAGCCUAUCGUCUUUACUGAUCGGGAUCUCCCUCCUACCGGUGAAGAUCACAAUGAUCCAUUGGUCAUCACCAUGGACAUUAAUGGGGUGGAUGUCGCCCGGGUACUUGUAGACACCGGCAGCAGUGUCAACAUCUUAUACCUGGAGACCUUCCAAAAACUCAGCUUGUGUCGAACACAACUUGAACCCCUCAAAACCCCUCUCUCGGGCUUCACGGGGGACACCGUUGAAGCUGAAGGAUCCAUACUUCUACCGGUCGAACUAGGAUCAGGUGAAAAGACCGUGUGGAAGAAGAUGCGGUUCAUAGUUGUGGACAUCAAAUGCGUCCACAAUGCAAUUCUCGGAAGGCCAGGCAUCAAUAAAGUCGGGGCGGUGAUUUCCAUGCCUCAUCUAUGCAUGAAGUUCCACACUCCAGGUGGUGUGGGUGAGAUGAAGGGCGACCAGAGGAACGCCCGGGAGUGCUAUGCCCGGGCAGUCAAGAAAAUGACCAGGGGGGUCAAUGUCAUCUCCCAAGAGAUCACAAAGGGAGAGACCCAGGAGAAACUAGAGCCCGAGGCUGAGACGGUGGAAAUCGAACUUCACCCGGGUGAUUCUUCGAGGAUGAUCAGAAUUGGAGCAAAUCUCCCCGAGGAUCUCAGGGAGCAGAUUACACGGGUCCUCCGAGAAUACGCGGGCAUAUUCGCGUGGAGCGUGGCGGAUAUGCCCGGGAUAGAUCGCUCUGUUAUCUGCCACCAGUUGGCCGUGAGGGAGGGAAGUCGACCGGUACGCCAAAAGAAGCGAUACCUGGCCAGUGACCGGCGAGACUUCGUCAAGAAGGAAGUAUCUCUGAACCACCUGGCUGAUAUGCGAGCCACGUUCGAUAUCAUGGCAAAGUACAACCUCCGGCUGAAUCCUAAGAAAUGCGUGUUCGCGGUUCGUACCGGGAAGUUCUUGGGAUUCAUGAUGACCAAGAGAGGAAUAGAGCCCAACCCAGAGAAAAUCCGGGCUAUCACUGAAAUGCAAGCCCCUACCUCCGUUAGGGAUGUUCAAAAGUUGACCAGUCGUUUAGCGGCCCUUAGCUGGUUCCUUUCCCGGUCAGCUGAGAGAUCCCUGCCCUUCUUCAAAGUUCUGAAGAAGGCCAACGCAUUUGCAUGGGACGAGGAAUGCCGGAGGGCAUUCGAGGAGCUGAAGGAGUACCUAGCGUCGGAUAUUGUAUUGUCUAAACCCGAACCGGGUGAAACUCUGUAUCUGUACCUGGGAAUUUCCCCAAAUGCUGUAACCUCCGUUUUAAUUAGAGAUGAUGGGGCACAAAAGCCCAUUUAUUAUGUGAGCAAAGCACUAAACGGGGCGGAGAGUAGAUAUACGGCGAUGGAAAAGACAGCCUAUGCGCUUUUCAUCUCCGCCAAAAAGUUAACAUCCUACUUCCAAGCUCACCCGGUAGAAGUCUUGACUGACCAACCGCUGGGUGCAGUUUUGCGAAAUUCAACAUCCUCUGGGAGGAUGGUGAAAUGGGCGAUGAUGUUAACUCAAUUCCACAUUGAGUACCGGCCGAGGUCGGCAAUUAAGGGACAUGCCCUUGCUGACUUCUCAGUAGAAAUGACCGGCCUAACUCCAGACUUACCGGUCAACAAGCCCACUGAGCUAUGGUGGGAGAUGGCAGUUGAUGGGGCAUCCGGUCCUAGAGAAUACGGGGGCGGUAUCGUGUUCACCACCCCAGAAGGGUUCAAGAUCUACCAUGCAAUCGUCUUCAACUUCAAGCUGACGAACAAUGAGGCAGAAUAUGAAGCUCUGGCUGGAGGGCUCAGACUUGCCCAAGCCCUGAAAAUCAGCUGGGUCAGUAUCAAAUCUGACUCUAGCUUGAUAGUAGGGCAGGUGACCGGUAACAUGGAAGCAAGGGAAGGACGCAUGGCACAAUACAAGGACCUUGUACUUGCCCUGUUGAAGGGCUUCGAAGAAUUCAAGAUCGCCCAGAUUCCCCGGGCGGAGAACGCGGAUGCAGACCUUCUCUCCAAAUUCACGCAGUAUGCUCCCGAGCAUGUUUCGAAACUUGGACGGGUAGAGAUCCUUGACCGUGCAAGCAUCGAGAAAUUGGAAGUCGCCGCUAUAACGGCCGGAAGCCAGUUUGACCGGUCAAACUUGGUCGGGGCAGACGACCAUUGGAUGUAUGAUCUGAUGGAAUAUUUGACGGAUGGGAGCUUGCCAGAACAAGAUGACCGGGCAAGGAAAGUGAAGCUCAGGGCACCUCGAUUCCAGAUGCUCGAUGGAAAGCUGUACAAAAGGGCAUUUGGGGGGCCACUCCUGAGAUGUCUGACCAACCGGGAGGCUGAACGAGUCAUAGCGGAAGUCCACGAAGGCGUAUGCGCGGCGCAUCAAAUGUCCCGUACGCUUUCCCAGCGCAUUAUCUUGUUGGGGUAUUACUGGCCAACAAUUGUCCAGGAUUGUGAGAGGUAUGUUCAGAAAUGUAGAACAUGUCAAGUGUUCUACAAGUACCCUGGUAGACCAACGACCUACUAUCACCCCGUAUCGAAUGUCAUCCCAUUCGCUAGGUUCGGGGUUGAUAUCGUUGGAGCAUUCUCAGUCGCCCAAGGAGGGAAGAAGUUCGUGAUCAAAGCCAUCGAUUACUUCACCAAAUGGAUCGAGGCCGAAGCAUUGGCCAACAUUACCACGCAACAAUGCAAGAAAUUCAUUUGGAAGAACAUCAUCACGAGGUUUGGAGCGCCCAUAAACCUCAUCACCGACAACGGCCCACAAUUUCGAAAUCCAAGCUUCACUGAAUACUUGGAGGGCUUCGGGAUCAAGCACAAUCGCUCCUCGGUGGCAUACCCCCAAGGGAAUGGCCAAGUCGAAAACGCCAACCGAACAAUUGUGGAUGGUCUAAAGAAACAGCUGGAAGAGCUCCCACACAUCGUAUGGGCAUUCCGAGUAACACCCAGGAGGGCUCACGGGGAAACUCCAUUCUACCUAACCUAUGGGUGUGAAGCAAGGCUGCCCAUCGAAGCUGAAUUCCCAACGUUCCGGGAAUCAAGUUAUCAACCCCAACAAAAUGAAGAAGACCACUUGGCCGAACUCAACUUGGUCGAAGAGCGGAGAAUGGCCGCGGAAGUCAAAAUGAGCACAUACCAACAAGUUGUAAAGAAGUACCAUGACAACAAAGUUGGGCCGCGGUACUUCCAAGUUGGGGAUGAAGUCCUACGGAGAAGAGAAGCAAGUAGACCCGGCGACGGAGGAAAGCUAGCAAAAAACUGGGAAGGCCCAUAUAGGACUUCGAUAAAUUCAUCUCUUGGAGGUUACCCGGUGAAGUUUCUGGGGUUGGAAAGUGUCGGCAGAGGAGUAUCUGCGAGGGCUUGGCGUGUAGCGACCCGUGUCAGUAGAGGACAACUAGAGAUGCUAAAGAAUCCAUCCAAGGCGCUACUCGACAAAGGAAAUGAUCCCCCUCACAUGGCGACAAGGCAGCUCGAGGACGAAACCAGUCACCUCGCACCACAUCAGCAGCAUGCCCCCACGUGGGCGCACGUGGGCCUCUCCCCCCAAACCUAGUAUAAAUACGACUGUAACUCUCAGAAGUAGGGAUCCCGAAUUCAUUUUCUCUAAACUCCCUUGUAAAAGCACCUGUGUAUUCUCCGUUAUAAUACAAAUUGGGCUACAGGUGUUCAACCUAAAGUCCUACCGGUCAAUCUGCGUGUUUUUACCUUUCUUACUUUGCCGAAUCAAGCGAACUAUUCUAG
Messenger RNA from Cuscuta campestris, 5767 nucleotides. The record is from the annotation of a GenBank genome assembly. NCBI's taxonomy places the organism in Eukaryota, Viridiplantae, Streptophyta, Magnoliopsida, Solanales, Convolvulaceae.